AUGGCACUGGUUCUGCAUGCGGGGAGCACAAAUAAAAAUGCUUUCAAGGCACUCAUUGCUGCAGAAUAUACUGGUGUUAAAGUUGAACUGGCCAAGAAUUUUGAGAUGGGUGUAUCAAAUAAGACUCCCGAGUUUCUCAAGAUGAAUCCUAUUGGAAAGGUACCCGUGCUUCAAACACCUGAUGGCCCUAUAUUUGAGAGUAAUGCCAUUGCACGCUAUGUUGCUCGCUUGAAAGCUGAUAAUUCCCUCUUUGGCUUUUCCUUGAUUGAUUAUGCUCACAUUGACCAAUGGAUUGAUUUUGCAUCUUUGGAGAUUGAUGUCCACAUUUUACGCUGGUUGUAUCCACGACUUGGUUAUCUUGUGUACCUUCCUCCAGCUGAGGAAGCUGCAAUUUCUGCAUUGAAGCGAGCACUAGAAGCUUUGAACACCCAUCUUGCCUCAAAUACUUACCUGGUUGGACAUUCUGUCACACUGGCUGAUAUUAUUAUGAUAUGUAACUUGGGCAUAGGGUUUAGCCGGGUCUUGACCAAGAGCUUUACCUCGGCAUUGCCGCACGUGGAGAGAUACUUUUGGACCCUCGUUAAUCAGCCAAAUUUUAAGAAGAUAAUGGGUGAGGUAAAACAAACAGAUUCUAUUCCACCUGUUCCUUCAGCGAAGAAGCCUUCACAGCCAAAAGAACCUAAGGCCAAGGAUGAACCAAAGGAGGCCAAGAAAGAAGCAGCUAAGCCUGAAGCUGGUGAGGAGGAAGAAGAGGCUCCCAAGCCGAAACCAAAAAAUCCUCUAGAUCUUUUGCCUCCUAGUAAAAUGGUACUGGAUGAAUGGAAAAGGCUUUACUCAAACACCAAGGCAAACUUCCGUGAAGUUGCUAUCAAUGGGUUUUGGGACAUGUAUGAUCCCGAGGGAUACUCGCUUUGGUUCUGUGAUUACAAGUACAAUGAUGAAAACACGGUAUCAUUUGUGACUUUGAACAAGGUGAGUGGUUUUCUGCAACGAAUGGAUCUGGCACGCAAGUAUGCAUUUGGGAAGAUGUUGGUGAUUGGUUCAGAGCCCCCAUACAAGGUGAAGGGAUUGUGGCUUUUUCGAGGGAAAGAAAUCCCUCAAUUUGUGAUUGAUGAGUGCUAUGACAUGGAGCUCUAUGAGUGGAAACAAGUUGACAUCACGGAUGAAGCUCAAAAGGAGCGUGCUAGCCAAAUGAUUGAGGAUCAAGAACCUUUUGAGGGUGAGACUCUGUUGGAUGCAAAGUGCUUCAAGUAAGUAAUUAAUCAUCUGAGUCAUACCUCAACCAAAAGGGCUCUGCCUUGUUUUGUUCUGUUAAAGUCUAGAUUAUCCUUCUCUUAUUUGAAGCAAAUACUUUUGGAAAGGCAUGUUAUUUACCAUAUGUUGUUUACAAUUUUAAAUGUUCCCCCUUAGUUAUCUGCACUGAGGGAUGCAUAUUUUUGUUUUCCAAUAUAGUUAUUUCUUACCCUAUGAAAACCGAGGUCAAAAAAAAU
This is a messenger RNA of Ilex paraguariensis (yerba mate), 1490 nucleotides long. NCBI's taxonomy places the organism in Eukaryota, Viridiplantae, Streptophyta, Magnoliopsida, Aquifoliales, Aquifoliaceae. The record is from the annotation of a GenBank genome assembly.